This is a messenger RNA of Pediculus humanus corporis (human body louse), 378 nucleotides long. RefSeq lists its product as uncharacterized. The record is from RefSeq and is a predicted model, not a curated record. Bases 1 to 378 code for a protein of 125 amino acids. NCBI's taxonomy places the organism in Eukaryota, Metazoa, Arthropoda, Insecta, Psocodea, Pediculidae. The transcript has 2 exons.
AUGCCACGUUGUUUGAUGGCAAAAAAAUGGAAAGCCUAUCCUUGGGCAGACCGAGGUGACCCUCAAAUAAUAGAAACGGAACAACAGCAACAACAACAACAACAAUUACAAAAUAGAAAUGAAGAAGAAGAAGAAGAAAUUGAUGUUGUCGGUGAUACGAACGUUUGUAACACGUCUCCAACCUGUUGGGCCCCAAUUCCAGGACCUAAUAAUUGGGGACCCUCAAGUCCGACGGCAGGAGCAACAGCACCGAGUCCACCACCGGCACAAAGCGGUGUUGACAUAGCAAGUCGUAUGGCUGUCCUUUACAAUGAAAACAAUAAUUCACCACUUUUGAAAAGUUGUUCCGCACGUUUUGCUGCCCCUUUGAUAGGAUAG